Messenger RNA from Silurus meridionalis, 4271 nucleotides. RefSeq names its product tudor domain containing 9 (gene tdrd9). The record is from RefSeq and is a predicted model, not a curated record. Gene Ontology annotation, molecular function: RNA binding; ATP binding. Gene Ontology annotation, cellular component: intracellular anatomical structure. The coding region runs from base 153 to 4169 and encodes 1338 amino acids. The transcript is spliced from 36 exons. NCBI's taxonomy places the organism in Eukaryota, Metazoa, Chordata, Actinopteri, Siluriformes, Siluridae.
UUACUCACGUAGCGCCGCGAAACGUCAACGCGUCCAUUACUUUAGUGACGUCACCGCGGCGCGGGAACAGUGAGGUUAGGGGAGAGCGAGAAAGAGAAGGAGGUUUGGAAGGAAGUUUGUGUUCACUGUCGGAUAUAACUGUUAAAUAAAGUAUGAAGCAGGCGGUAACGGCGGAACAGAUCGCGCAGUGGUUCACUCUCGGGACUCAGUUUGCUAAUGUCCGAAUCACUGAGGAGAAGGAAAAAGAGAAUUCAAAAAAACACGAGGAGCAACAAAAGGAGACAAGUCCUGGCCCUGGAAGCCCUGAGAAGGAUGGAUCAGUCGGAGGAGUCAGGAGAAACAGGAAUUCUGGUGUUCUCAUUGACACUGGGGUUAGUCCUUCUCCUCCUCUCACAGCCCAUGAGUAUCCAACACUCCCUAUCACCAGGAACAGGCUGGAGCUGAUCUCUCUGAUCGAGAGUAACUCUGUGGUGAUUAUACAAGGAUCAACGGGCAGUGGCAAGACUACCCAACUGCCUCAGUUCCUUCUGGAUUACUACAUGGAGAAGGGCGCCACCUGCAACAUAGUGGUCACACAGCCACGCAAGAUCGGAGCCAGCAGCAUUGCACGCUGGGUCGCCCAACAGCGCAAGUGUAUGCUUGGCAGCCUAGUCGGGUAUCAGGUGGGGUUGGAGAAAAUGGCUACAGAACACACUCGGCUAAUCUACAUGACUACUGGAGUGCUGCUGCAGAAACUGGUGUCAGCCAAGAGCCUCAUCGAGUUCACACACAUUUUUAUAGAUGAGGUCCAUGAACGGACAAAUGAGCUGGACUUUCUUCUGCUUGUUGUCAGAAAACUGCUGCAUUCCAACUCACGAUUUGUUAAGGUGAUCCUGAUGUCAGCUACAAUUAAUUGUGCAGAGUUUGCAGAAUACUUUGGUACUCCGAUCAGGAACCAGAUAAACCCGGCGUACGUGUUUGAGGUGGAGGGAGCGCCGUAUACAGUUGAUGAGUUUUAUCUGGAUGACCUCAAAGCCAUCCUGCCCUUCAGAUUGGACAUGUCCCUCCCUGAUGAGCCCAACAUUACAAUGGAGAUGUAUAAUGUUGCAGUGAGCCUCAUCCAAAACUUUGAUGAGAUGGAGACUAAAGAACAAUGUCAUUUGGAGCUGGAUGACUGUGCAGGUCUCCCAGAGAGAGGCAGCGUUUUGGUGUUUCUGCCUGGACUUGCUGAGAUUCAGUACAUGCAGGAUGCGCUCGCUAAACUUGUCCGCAAAAGGUUGCAGGUUUACCCUCUCCACUCCAGUGUGACCUUAGAGGAGCAGAACGGGGUCUUUUUGGUACCUGCACCUGGGUAUAGGAAGAUUAUCCUGUCCACCAACAUUGCAGAAAGUUCAGUUACAGUGCCUGAUGUCAAAUAUGUGAUUGACUUCUGCUUGGCACGUCAACGGAUAUGUGACAAAGAAACAAACUACCAGUCUCUUCAUCUCACCUGGGCAUCCAAGACCAACUGUAACCAGCGGAGAGGUCGAGCGGGUCGCGUGUCCAAAGGUUUUUGCUAUCGCUUGGUCACUAGAGCUUUCUGGAAGAGCAGCAUUCCAGAACACACCAUUCCUGAGAUUCUGCGCUCCCCUUUAUCCAGUACAGUGUUAAAGGUGAAGUUGUUGGACAUGGGCGAUCCGUGCUCUAUGCUCUCUACAGCUCUCACACCUCCAAAACUGGAUGACAUUGAGAGGACCAUCCUACAACUUAAAGAGAUUGGUGCGCUCUCAGUGUGUAGCAGCACUAUGAAGCGGUUUGAUGGUAAUUUAACAUUUCUGGGUCGGGUUCUUGCUCACCUCCCUGUGGAUCUGCACUUUGGGAAGCUCCUUGUCCUUGGACAUGUUUUCGGCUGCUUGGAGGAGUGCCUAAUCAUUGCUGCCUCUCUGUCGUUGAAGAGUUUUUUUGCAAUGCCAUCACUGCAGAAGCUUCCCGGUUACCGGAGUAAGCUUUCAUUUGCACAAGGAGUACCCAGUGACCCCAUUGCCUUUGUUUAUGCUUUCAAGGCCUGGAACACAACCAGAGCCAAAGGAGAACUUAGAAGACCAAAAGAUGAGCUGGAUUGGGGCAAAGAGAACUGCAUUCAGAUCAAACGGAUACGAGAGGUGGCUGAAUUGUUUGAGGAUCUGAAGAAACGAGUGUCUCAGUUCAACAUGCACAUCAAUGAAAAGUCUUCUCCCACAGACUACACCAGCUUACACACACAGAAAUUCAUACUACAGGUGGCCAUCGCAGGAGCAUUUUAUCCAAAUUACUUCCUCCAGGGAACAAUAGACGAGGAGCUUGCCUCCAAGGACCUCCAUGGAAAUGACCCCAGGACCACCAUAGUGGUGCGUAAUAUCCCUCCGUAUGCGUUCCUCUACUAUAAACAGCUCCAGUCUCUCUUCAGACAAUGCGGUCAGGUCAAAACCAUCAACUUUGACUGCUCCCGGGCCUAUGUAGAGUUCUACCGCUCGUCAUUACGAUGUUCUGGCGUUCUUCCAGAGGUCUCUCUGUCUCUGCUCCUCGCUCAGCAAAGACUUCCUCUACAUCUCUACAUUCAUCCUGCUGAAGAGGUGGAGACUCAGGCAGGGGGGCAGAGUAUCUCGCAACUCAGACACACACGAGUGAAUGUGGAUUUUCAGAAUCAGUCUGUGAGCCCAGUCGGAGCUCUGAGCAGUUCCAUUGAGCCGGAAAAACUUCCAUCUAACAAGGUCUUCAUCGUCAAUAUCACAGAGGUCAUUGAAGUUGGCCAUUUCUGGGGUUUCCAAGCAGAUGAGCAAAGUCUGGAGAAACAGAGUUUGCUGACGGCGAACAUUAAUGCACGGGAGCUCCGACCACUGCCUUUUUCACUUUAUCCAAACCUUCUGUGUCUUGCCCCUUUUUCUGACACGCCCACUGAAUCUGGUAAAUACUACAGAGCCAAAAUACUUCACGUCAACGGGAGUAAUGCAGAGGUGUUCUUUGUUGACUUUGGAAACACUUACAAGGUGCCGUGCAGCUCUCUGAGGGAGCUUCCCGAUGAUCUGAAAGCUCUGCCCUUUCAGGCACAUGAGUUCAGAGUGGCGUGUUUGGCUCCAUCAGCAGAGUCGGUGAUUCUGGGGGACCAUUGGAGCAGUCGAGCUCGGAACCGUUUCACCACACUUGUGAAAGGCCGCUCGCUCAUUGUCACACUCUACUCCAUCGUGUACGGGGUUAUGCACGUCCAUCUCCAUGUCUCAUUGGAAACAGGGGACGUCAGCAUUGCAGACUUGCUCGUGCAAGAAGGCUACGCUCGACCCGCUCCGGAGUGCCUCGAAAGCAAGCAGUCCCAUGAAGUUCUGACGACUCUGUAUCAGGACCUAAAGGAGGGAACUUUUACGCCAAGUUCCACCAGUAGCUCUUGGAAAAUACGCAAAGAGGAAGAGAAGCGGGUCAUUGACAGUCUUCUGCUGUCGUUCUCGAAAUCUCGAGCCCCAAAGUGCAAGGUUCCAGUUAAUGGCCCUUCCACUCCGUAUAAGAGCACAUUCCACAGCAUCAGUGGCUCCUCCCACUUCAGGUCAGUUGCCAUUGAAAGAAACGGCAUUAACUCUUUGCUGGUGAACGAUCAUCCACAUGACCCUCAUGACAGGAUGCUGGUGGCCGGGUCUGUCUCUCUCAGUGCCUCAGGUGUGUCUGUUUUGCUGAAAGACACUACACUGAUGCCUCAUAUCCAUGGCCUUCCUGCCAUCAUCACCAUGCUCUUCACCCCCAUCAUGGAGCUACGCACUGAUGAGGAGCAGACAUGUUUCACUGGAGCUCUGUGUGGGUUGGGCUAUAACUCCACCACUCAUGAGGCAAUUCUGCCAGAGCAUGACAUAGAGUUGGCCUUCGAUGUGAAGUUUGACAUUGAUGACAUUGCAGAGAUAAAUGCACUAAGAGGAACAAUUAACCAGUUGGUUUGUGAGGGUCCAAAUGGCCUCCUUCAUCUUGGCCAAGAGAGAAUCAGCUCGCUGCAGGACGACGUUCGAGGUCGACUUCUCAGGCUUUUUUGUAAAACGCCCCCCAGAGAAGACUGCAUUCCUGUUUACUACCACAAACCCAAGAAAUGGAACCAGGUUGACUCCUCCCAGCAGAUGGAGGUUGUGCAGAAGGGUGAGAGCAGAAUUAAAGGCAUUUUGUUCCAGCUGCACCCUAUAACUCUGCUGAACAUGUGAGAUUUGUGUUGUUAAUUGCCUGAUUUCUUUGUUCACAUUGUUACGUUUGCCUGUUAGAUGGCUGUGGUUUUGUCAUUAAACAACUUUAUUACACAUUUAAAA